This is a messenger RNA of Pangasianodon hypophthalmus (striped catfish), 3917 nucleotides long. It is a transcript of the gene etnk1, whose product is annotated as ethanolamine kinase 1. The transcript has 8 exons. Bases 154 to 1236 code for a protein of 360 amino acids. NCBI's taxonomy places the organism in Eukaryota, Metazoa, Chordata, Actinopteri, Siluriformes, Pangasiidae. Gene Ontology annotation, biological process: phosphatidylethanolamine biosynthetic process. Gene Ontology annotation, cellular component: cytoplasm. Gene Ontology annotation, molecular function: ethanolamine kinase activity. The record is from RefSeq and is a predicted model, not a curated record.
ACACUUAACCCGCUUUAAAUUCCGCUCCUCAGGGCGACGCAGCGCAUUCACGGAACCUGCUGCAGCAGCGCUUCAACCGACCUUAACUCUUUCUUUCUUGACUUUGCAAGUGUCGAGGGUUUCCUUUGUUUCUUCCCCACGCAUUUCUAACCCAUGGCGAACUACAUCCACGUCCCUGACGGUGCGCCUGUCGUGCCCAAGCUGGACGUGACGGUGGACGAGCAGGACUACAGACCCGGAGCGCUGCAGCUCAUCAAGGCGCUCAGACCUCACUGGAAACCGACUGAGGUCAAAAUGAAGACGUUCACAGACGGCAUCACCAACAAGCUGAUUGGCUGCUACGUGGGUGGGGCGCUGCAGGACGUGGUGCUGGUGCGUAUCUACGGCAACAAAACAGAGCUUUUCGUAGACCGAGACAACGAGGUGAAGAGCUUUCGAGUGCUGCAGGCGCACCGCUGCGCCCCGCGUCUCUACUGCACCUUCAACAACGGCCUCUGCUAUGAGUUCCUGGAGGGCGUGGCCCUGGAGCCCGAGCACAUCCGCAACCCCGCCAUUUUCAGGCUCAUUGCAAGGCAGAUGGCGAAGUACCAUGCCAUCCACGCGCACAACGGCUGGGUUCCCCGGUCUGAUCUCUGGCACAAGAUGGGCAAGUACUUCUCCCUCGUCCCCACCCGCUUCGAGGAUCCAGAAAAGAACCAGAGGCUGAGCAGCCAGGUGCCCAGUGCGGCGUGUUUGAGAGAGGAGCUGCUGUGGCUCCAGCAGAGCCUCUCCAAGCUCGACUCGCCCGUCGUGCUCUGUCACAACGACCUGCUGUGUAAGAACAUCAUCUACCAACAGGCAGGAGGACAUGUCAAAUUUAUUGACUACGAAUACGCUGGGUACAAUUACCAAGCCUAUGACAUUGGGAACCACUUCAAUGAAUUUGCAGGUCUGAACGAGGUGGACUACAGCCUGUAUCCUGAGCGUAGCCUCCAGCUGCAGUGGCUGCGAGCGUAUCUGGAGGCCUAUAAGGAAUAUAAAGAUCAGGGCACUGAGGUGUCCGAGGCUGAGGUGGAGGUCCUGUACGUGCAGGUGAACCGCUUCGCCCUGGCAUCUCAUUUCUUCUGGGGCCUGUGGGCGUUGAUUCAGGCUCAGUACUCCACCAUCGACUUUGACUUCUUGGGAUAUGCGGUUCUUCGCUUUAGCCAGUACUUCAAGAUGAAACCCGAGGUCACGGCGCUGAACUUUCCGGAAUAGUGCCUCGUUCUGGGUGGUUUGUGCUCCCCCUGGUGGACGUGGGCAGCACCAGCAGAGCUCUUCGGUCUGGGGGUUUAAUGCUGCACUUGCUAGAUUGAAUGCUAGAAAAAAAAACAUGAGAAAAAAAAUCUCUCUCUGUUCAGCACCUCCUUUUUAGCUUGUUUAAUAUUUUAAGAGCCGUGAUGAAGUGUCAUACAUGCUCAUGGGUUGUUGGUGACCUGAUAGAUCCCGAGAUGACGUCUGUAGAUGUUCCACAACAAUGUGGUUGACUUGGUGCAGUGAAAGGGGAUUAGGAAAAAAAAAACAACCAAAAAACAAGGCCUCCAUUUUUCAUCUCUGAUAGUGUGGUCCAAAAAUGUACAUAUAUAUGCUAACGUCCCAGACUGAGUAGUUUAUAUGUCAUUCCUGUUUGUUUACAGUGAAAAUGAGUUAAUACAGGUUUACUGCUUCCGUCUGCUAGCUUUAGAGCUUUCAGAUUUAGGGUUGUAGCCGUUAUAGCUGCUUUCAGUUCUGCGAUUGAGGGACCAAAGGAACCUCAAGCUGAGCUCAUGCUUGCUGUUUUUUUCCUCCUCCUGUCACUGUGAGCCCCUUUGCUGCAUUCAGAAUCUAGUCAGAAAGGUGCUUAGCAAAGAGAUGGUAUAUUUUUGUGAAGAGCCCGUAGCUGUCACCCUACACCAAAGUGCUGAGGUUCUUCCCUUGUACAGACUGCACACCUUAAAAAGAGUUUUCUUUUUAUAUAAAUAUGAAGAGGUUUGUUUGGAUGUUUGUUGAAGUGGCCGUGAUGCCUUAAUAAGGACUGCUGAUGGACAGACCAUGAUGCUAAUCAAGCUCUCUUCAAUUGGUCUUAAGUGUAUUAACCCUGAGUUUUGACUUGGAUUUAUAAGACCAGACUUGCACUAAAAAGUUGUAUGGAUUGGGAGGUUUUUUUUUUUUGCUUCGUCUGAUUCAAAAUUUCUUUCUCCACCUCGCAAGCCCUAUUCGGACAGGAUCGUUUAUUAGGUUUGAUAUCUGAAAAAAAAAAGCGUUUGUCCAUCUUACAUCUGGACAGCUAUAAAUUACGAGCGUGAUUCAAGUGAAAACCUUAAUUUUUUUAAUCCUUUAUUGCAAACAGGUGUCUCUAAACUCUAUCAUUUUCUACAUAAUCUCCAUUUCCUUCAGUGCAAGUGUUCCAGCAUUUAACAAGUGUCCGGAUUCCUCUAGAAAGAAAUUCAAUUCACAGAAAUUCAAGAAAUGUCGCACAAGGUUUUCAUUUGAUUCACCCUCGUAAAAACAGACGAAUAAGCUUCUAACAGCAUCACAUCCACCAUGUGUUCACACUAUAUAAUAUAUAAUCAUGGAUUUAUCUAAUCAUGGUAUUGUGUUAAUAUGCUAAUAUAAAACAAGGCUUUAUAUCUACUGUAACUAUAAUCAUUAUACAUUAAUCAUUUUCGUACAUGUGCGUAUGUUGAUAAAUUACCAAGAACGGUCUCAGCACAGCUAAUUUACAUUUAACCACACCCACAAAACUCCAUAAAAGGCAAAAGCUCAGAGAGAGCAGAAGAAUAAAUAAAUAAAGAAAUAAAAAUGGCGACUAAACUGUGAAAGAGCACAUCUUUAAGUGUGGCGUACGCUAAAUCUUCUAGUAAUGCAGCUCAGCCACCGCAGUGCAUCAACUACUAUAGACAUACACUAACUCUUCCUCCUUUUAUAGAGUGCCAUUGCUUUUGUCCUAAUUGAAUAACUAGUAUUUAUUUGUUACAAUUUAUGGAUUUGUCAUGAAGCUGAAAUAAUGGAGUUUCACAAAAUGGAAAAAAUAAAUAAAAAUUGAAUAAAUAAGUGAUUUAAACUCGAUGGUGUAAUCCAUAUAUAAAAACUCAUUGACAAUUAUAUGAUUUGAAGCCGAUCAGUCAAGGUUCCCAUUAGUGAGUCUUCUUGUACGUAAACUGUUAUAUGUAACUAUUGUGAACUAAUCCUGUCCGAAUAGGGCUUCAGUUGCUUAUUGUAAGUCCUACCUCUCUCUCUCUCUCUCUCUCUCUCUCUCUCUCUCUCCUCCCUCUCUCUCUGUCCCUCUCUCUCUUUUAUAUAUAUAUCAGUGUGACUGAAACUGUAACAAUCUGACCAUGUUGUAUAUAAUAGAUACUGUGAAAAACCAGAUCUCUACAUAUGACGCUCUGUUAAUAGUUCAUCUUUUUCUAGUCAAGCAUUUCUUUUAGAAAUAAAUUCUCGCUCAUCGAGUACCACAUUUUAAAGUUCAUACAUCUGUAUCCGUAAAACACUUCUCAUGAUCCACCAAAUCACUGCUCAAAUUUACAAAAUGACAUUUUUCCAAACAGUUUUCUUUGUCUCUGUCUUCAUUAGUAGGACCGUGUCUAUUCAAACUGAGGAAGUUCUUCUCACAGACAUGUGAUUGUACAGAAAAUAAUCCCACGCAAGUGUCCACUACCACUUGAAGAAUAUAUGUGAAUAUUUGUACAUCUUUAAAAACAGCUGCAAUAUCUUUACUUUGUGAGUUACUGUACAUACGGGAGAGUUACUUUUCUUUCUUUUUUUGGUUUAUUUUCUAAAAAAUGAAAUGCUAUGAACUGAGAAAUAAAAUCUGUAAUUUUUUUUGGGAAGGGAAAUUAAAUAAACGGAAUGUAGAGAUGAAGUUUAGAGUCUGUAUUUACAUCAUCUGAAUGCUAAUAAAAUUAUCAAACAUCCUA